Messenger RNA from Poecile atricapillus (Black-capped chickadee), 3060 nucleotides. RefSeq names its product collagen alpha-1(I) chain-like. The transcript has 6 exons. NCBI's taxonomy places the organism in Eukaryota, Metazoa, Chordata, Aves, Passeriformes, Paridae. The record is from RefSeq and is a predicted model, not a curated record. Bases 1 to 3060 code for a protein of 1019 amino acids.
AUGCCUGAGCUGGAAGAGGGAUGGGAGAGCGAGGGCUCUGGGAGCGGGGAGGGGACGCGGGAAGCGCCCCUGCCCUUCCCGGGGGAGUCCCCGUGGCGCCGCCGGCCGCUGGGGGGCGCCCGCGCUCCACGCGCGGCCCCGGCCCCGCUCCCGGCCCCAUCCCGGCCCCAAUCCCGGCCCCAAUCCCGGCCCAAUCCCGGCCCCAGUCCCGGCCCAAUCCCGGCCCCAGUCCCGGCCCAAUCCCGGCCCCAGUCCCGGCCCAAUCCCGACCCCAGUCCCGGCCCAAUCCCGGCCCCGCUCCCUGCCCAGUCCCGGCCCAAUCCCGGCCCCGCUCCCUGCCCAAUCCCGGCCCAGUCCCGGCCCCACUCCCGGCCCAGUCCCGGCUCCAGUCCCGGCUCCAGUCCCGGCCCCAGUCCCGACCCAAUCCCGGGCCCAAUCCCGGCCCAGCUCCCGGCCACAAUCCUGGCCCUAAUCCCAGCCACAAUCCUGGCCCUAAUCCCAGCCCCAAUCCCUGCCCAAUCCGGCCCAGCUCCCGGCCCAAUCCCGGUCCAAAUCCCGGCCCCAAUCCCAGUCCAAAUCCCUGCCCAAUCCCGGCCCCAAUCCCGGUCCCAGUCCCGGCCCAAUCCCGGCCCCAAUCCCAGCCCUGCUCCCGGCCCCAAUCCCGGUCCCAGUCCCGGCCCAAUCCCGGCCCCAAUCCCAGCCCUGCUCCGGGCCCCAAUCCCGGUCCAAAUCCCUGCCCAAUCCCGGUCCCAGUCCUGGGCCAAUCCCGGUCCCAAUCCCGGCUCCGCUCCCGGCCCCGGCCCGUGGCUCCUUCCCCGGAGCGGGGCGCUGCCGGCGCUGAGCCCGGCCCUCGGAGCGGGACGAGACGCUGCUCUGCGGGAAGCAGCAGUAGGACCCCCGCCUUCAAACACCGUCCAAAGCCCAGCGCUGCCUGUCCCCCGACAGCCUCGACCCUGCGGGAAAGGCGGUCCGCAGCCGCAGCAGCGGCCGAGCCGUGUAUCAGAGGCAGUGGGAAGCCGUCUCGCCCCUUUGUACAUCUUGCGGGAUUUCUCCUCGCACAGGCAAUUGGCAAAGGCCCAGGGAGGCGCGGAGCGGCACAGCUCAGCCUGGCCGGGCGGGACGUGCAAGACGACCGGCAGAGCUGCAGCCGGGCUGGAGCUGGAGCCCAGCGCUGGGACGGCCCGCACCGCCCCGGCCCUGCCGCAGAAGCGAUGGGGUUCCCCGGGAGGCCCCCACGCCCUGUAUCCCCACUCGCGGAGGGAGGCAGGGCUCCUGCUCCGGGCCGGCAGCGGCUCUGCCCCGGCAGGGGCACGGACGGGGCCAGGCAGACACGGGCCCAAGCAGCCGCCUCCCUGGGGCGAAGGGGUCCCGGCGCCCCCUCCCCAGCCCCCCGGGCCCCGGCCGGGGAGCAGCGCCCGCCGCUCCUCCCGCAAACGCCGGCACGGUUUCGGCCGCUCUGCUGCCGCUGUCCUUGCCUCAUCCCUCUCUCUUUUUGCCCACCGACGGGAGGGCAGGAUCAGACCCCUGCGUCCCGCGGGGAUGCUCGGGUCUGGCGGCGCUGGCACCGGGGCGCUGCGGUGCGGGGUUGCGGGGGAAGGGGCUCCGCGCCGGCACCGGUGGCCUUCCCGGCCCCGGGGGCCCUGCGUGAAAUCCCGGCAUACUCGGGCCACUUGGCCGAGUUUCGGAGGUAUUUACAGGGAGUUUGCAGGGAGAGCCAGAGAGGCAGCCCAGGCCGCGUCCCUUUCGAAAAGCACAAUAAACAGAUUCCUCCCGCAGGAGCAGGGGAGGCGGGAGCGCCACGAUUCCCAAGACAGACCCCAACGCCCAGACUCCGCUCUGGAGGCAGCAGAAGGCCGCCGCUGCCCCAUCCACCGCCAAAAAGCCGCGGGCAGUUUCCUUCUUUCCUCACCCCCACUCCCUGCUCCUCGAGACGAUGCCUACGCCCGCCACCCUCCCCCAGCCGUCGCCUCCCUUCCCCGGCCGGGUCACCCGUCCUCUAUCCCCCUCACCGACGGCACAGCAACAAAGAGCCACCAAACCUCCAACAACGCGGCUCGGGACAACCCCGAGGCCUGGGGCCGCUCGGCAGGCAGGGGCAGGCAGCCGGGGCAGAGAGCUUUUCCCCAUCGGAUCAACCGGAGGGCGGGGAGCGGCCCCAGGCUGGGCCAGGUCCGAGGCCGCGGGCAGAAGGCCGGGAAGGCGCAGGCAGCGGGGACCGUCCCGCCCUACCCCCGCGGCCCGGCGACGGGCAGGAGCGCGCUCGGGAGCCGGGGCACUGGAGAAGGGGGCACGGGGGGAACCCCGGACUGCCGCCGACAAAGCCCGACGGAGAAAGACACGGCGGGGCGGAGCCGGGGCCAACUGCGGCCACUGCCCCCGCCGGGGCUCUCACAAGCUGCCCAGCCCGAGAAGGGACGGCGCAGCUGGGCGGCGGCGGGAGCUGCCCCGGUCGGGCAGCACCGACUACUGCCUCUCGCCCCGGCGGGGCUGGAGACACUGGGGGUGACAAUCAGGACUGACAGACUUAAGGAUAUACAGUAUCCUCUCGUCUUCCAGUUUCGGCCUCCACCAGAAAGAGAGCGAACCGAGGAAACAGGGCUUUUGUUGUUGACAUCUGACCUACGACAGGGUGUCCCUGCUGGAAAUGAGAGCGAGGGAGCCCGAAGAGCUGCCGCGCACUCUAACAUCCACCUGCAGAAGGAGCAUCCUAUAGCUGCUCCAUUUCCCCCUCUCCCUUCCCUUAAGAGAGAGAUCGAAGGAGACAAAAAGAAUGACCCCCGAACCGGCUGGCCUCCCCACAACAGGUCCGGAAGGACGAGCGAAGCCGCCCCCGUAAGGUCAGGCUCUCGCUGGGCAAAGAGCCCCGGAGGAGCAGCCCCGGGACCUCGGCCGGGGACGGCCCGGCCCCGAACAGCGGCCGGCCGCGCCAGCCCGCCCCCGGCUGAGCCGGCCAUCCCCGCGGAGCCGGGCCUGCCCCGCCGAGCGAGGCUCCGUCCAUCCGAGUCACCUCCUGCCCACCCGACACCGGAGCGCUCCCCGACAGCGGGGCCCUGUCGCUAA